Molecule: messenger RNA, 477 nt
Organism: Aphanomyces astaci
Lineage: Eukaryota; Oomycota; Saprolegniomycetes; Saprolegniales; Verrucalvaceae
Exons: 2
Coding region: 1-477 (158 amino acids)
Source: RefSeq, a predicted model, not a curated record
AUGAACAAGGUGGACAUCCUCCUGGGGUACAUUGUGUCACCAGACUCCGACACAAGCACGCUACCGACACACUGGGCCCAUGCGCUUCAGCACUGGGGCCAAAUGACGUGGCUCAUGACAUGCUCAAUGACAUGGCUCAUGAAUCCACCGCGCAACACUCUCCCCAGCCCCCCACCGGCCUACACCCAUGCAAUCCUCUGGGAUGCCGAUAACGACGGCGACUCAGAAGACCCGACGUGCCACGAGACACAUGGCUUGGGCAGCGGGCACAAGGCCUUCUCGGCAGCACCGACGCACUACACGCCCAACAAAUCGCUACACGAAGGCGACGACGCAGACCACCGCGCCGACCACCGGAAACAAGGUCUGCAAGGCACCAACAACUAUAGCAACACCGACCAGACACGUCCCACAACACACCACACACUAACGAAGGCCCGGCAGACUGAGGCCGCUGCACGAACCACCCCGGUGUGA